Messenger RNA from Protopolystoma xenopodis, 684 nucleotides. NCBI's taxonomy places the organism in Eukaryota, Metazoa, Platyhelminthes, Monogenea, Polystomatidea, Polystomatidae. The record is from the annotation of a GenBank genome assembly.
AUGAGCGAUUCCGAGGUUCGACCUAAAUUCAACCAGGCAGCCUGUGGCUUUAAAGUGUAUCCCGCCUCACUACAUGAAGCCUUUCCUCUUAUUCAGGAGGCGAGGGAUAAACAAGCGAAUCGGCCAGCCAGGUUUAGACCGAGCACCGAAGGAUUCCUCCUCUUUCCUGUCAUCCAACUUCCAACGACCUAUUUCACCCCACUUCCUACUCCCCCCGGCCGUCAGCCAUCCUUGUCCGAAUCGGUCAUCCCAGGUGAGAUAUACAUUCCACCUGGCCACCCACUGGCUUCUCCCAGUCUGUAUGGGGCUUCUGUUAAUAUUUUUUGCCCAAAUUGCCUCGCUUCAAUUGUUUGUCCGGACUACACACAAAAAUAUCCAGUACCUCUAAUAAACAAUAGAGGUGCGAAUCCAACUGAGUCGCAUCGUGGGGCGUCCGGUUCACCAGGCCUCGAGCGCACAAUCUUGAACAUGGCUCUUUUCUUUCUAUCCACUCUCCCGCCAAAUACUUCCUACACUUCGUGCUAUUUGCACUGCGACACCUCUUCUCGUCACUUCACUUUGCAAACUGGCUACCCAUUCACAAGGGCCUCUCCACAACGGCCCCUCUUUUCCUGUCCUGUACCGCCCCUCCAGCCACCUACUGCCAGGGGGGGAUUUCACCAUUUAUGCACGAAAGGCAUGUAG